AUGGCGACGCUCUCUAGCGGCAGUUUCUCGCUCGCGCCCACUCUAGGUGCUUGCUACAUAGGGACUGUCUUUGCAGCGAUUCUGUAUGGGGUCACUAAUGUACAGACGUAUAUGUAUUAUAAGCGUUACAAAAGGGAUCCCACCAUUUUGAAAUUUCUGGUCUUCAUCUUGUGGGUCCUUGAUGGACUUCACCAAGCAUUCAUUACGCAUGCCUUCUACAAUUAUGCCAUUAUAGAUUUCGCUGAUCCGUUGGCAGCCAUGGUACCGGAAUGGAGUGUGAUGGCUCAUGUAUUCGUAGGAAGCACAAGCGAUACAAUUGUCAGAGGACUAUUCUGCCAGCGUGUGUUUCUGUUGAGCGGUAGGAAUUAUCUAAUCACCGUGGCCAUUGCAAUUGGCACACUCGUUGUAUUUGGCAGUAGUUAUGCAUUUGGUAUCAAGGGAUUUUCGCUGUCGGACUACUUCGAUCUCACUAGCAUCACAUGGUUCAUAUACACAAGUCUCAUCUCUGGUAUUGUCACCGAUCUCCUCAUUGCGACAUCGCUUUGUGUUCUCUUGAGUCAGCGGCGCACUGCUUUCAACAGGACCAACUCAGUCAUCAGGCUGCUCAUGAUUUACAGCAUCAACACCGGGGCUCUGACAACUAUCUGUUCCAUUAUAUGUCUGGUAAUCUAUGCGACGAAGCCAAUUAGCACAAAGUUCGUGUUUAUAGCUGUAUACUUUGUCCUACCGAAACUGUACUUAAAUUCGUUGCUCGCGACGCUCAAUGCAAGACAGAGUCUUCGAGACAGGAAGGCUUACACUAGCAGCGGAGGAUCGUUUCCUCUCAAUGCGCGACCAACAGGUACUGGGUCCAACAACGGAUUCAGCAUGAAACCAGAUGAGCGGAUCGUUGAAGUCCAGAUCCAGACUACCACAGACACACUGGCUGAUCCAGCUUUCAGUCCUACUGGGAAGGGGAGCGAAAUUUGGGUGUAA
This is a messenger RNA of Fibroporia radiculosa, 975 nucleotides long. RefSeq lists its product as uncharacterized. Bases 1 to 975 code for a protein of 324 amino acids. The record is from RefSeq and is a predicted model, not a curated record. The transcript has 21 exons. NCBI's taxonomy places the organism in Eukaryota, Fungi, Basidiomycota, Agaricomycetes, Polyporales, Fibroporiaceae.